ACUUCCACAAAACAGAUGCUUUGGCCGAUUUUGUAACCAAACUGAAUUUAACAAUAAUAAAAUUUAGUCUGUCAGUGAAUAACAAGAAAUACUAAAAAAAUGAUGCGAUACGAGGGGAAUGAAAAGCUGGCGGAUGAAACAUCUUGCGCUGGGGUUCGUGCAGAUCUGAAAAUGUGUCUGCUAGAGAGCGAGUGCUGCCGCUUAGAUAAAAAGACACCACGACAGUGCCUGCAGGACAAUAGCGUACCACCCGAGUGUCAGGUACUGCGCAACACCUUCUACGAGUGCAAGCGCUCGCUGCUUGAUAAUAGACAACGUUUUCGUGGCCACAAGGGAUACUGAGGGAACCUUGAACUUAUAUUUAUUGUUACUUAGCUUUUAUUGAAUACAAAAAGAAACUAGACACAAAUUGAGCAUAUUAA
Drosophila hydei is the source of this 422-nucleotide messenger RNA. Its product is annotated as cytochrome c oxidase assembly factor 5. The transcript is spliced from 2 exons. The coding region runs from base 100 to 342 and encodes 80 amino acids. Lineage: Eukaryota; Metazoa; Arthropoda; Insecta; Diptera; Drosophilidae. Gene Ontology annotation, cellular component: mitochondrion. The record is from RefSeq and is a predicted model, not a curated record. Gene Ontology annotation, biological process: mitochondrial respiratory chain complex IV assembly.